AUGACAAAACCUUUGUUUAAGCCUAGAAAACCUAGAGCUAUAUAUGAAUCCACAAAGAAAUCGUUAUUAAAUCAUAUAAAGAAUUCCAAUUCUAUAACGGAAUUGACAAAGAAUGAUUUUUAUUGUAUAUCGAAGUUACCUGCUUUACCAUCAAUAUUAAAUAAAUCUCAUGAAACCCUAAGUGGAUAUUCUGAUAAUGUUUCCAAUUACUCCGUAACAGUUUCUGAGGAGGGUAUUUUUGUUUGGUCUUAUCAAUCAACAGAUACUUCACCUUUAGUGAUCGAAUUCCCAAUCGAUAAUGAUGAUAUAGAAUCAGAAGAUAAAAUAUUACCUUUGGCUAUACUAACACGUCCAUUGAAUAAUAAAGAACCUGGUAUAGUGAUAAUUAAUGGAAAAUCGGGAUUAUUGAAGUUUUACAAGAACGUUCAACAUUCACCUGCCUUGGGAUUAAUAAAUAAUAAGAAUUUUGAGAUUACCAUUCCUUUGAAGAUUCAUAAAGGUGAGUUCAUAACAUUUGCUGAAAAUAUUGAACCUGCUGGGAUAGUGGUAGUAACAUCAUGGAAGAGAGUGAUUUUAGUAAGUCUUCGAGAUUAUCAAAAUAAACCAAGAUUACAUUGUUUAGAAUUAUUAAAAUCUUCAACCAAUAUAUUGAAAUUUUUUAAUGUGGGUAAUGAUUCAAUAAACCAAGAUAUAGUGAGUAUCAGACCAGGAAAAUUAUUCCAAAAUGGGAUCAAACAAGAAAUCAUAAUACAAGAAAUCAAUGGAUUAAUACAUAAUAUAACUGUGAAUUUGGCCUCAAAUAAUGGUUUACCCAAUAUAGACGAAUCUACAAGUUUUAAAUAUGCCAUUGGUCCUUAUGUAGAAAGUAGCAUCGAUGGGUUCAAUUCAUUAUCAAGUUCAAAUAUUCAAUACCUCGAUAUCUGGAAAUUACAUACCACACAAACUGAAAACACGUUCUUGAUAUUAUGUCUUAUAAGUGAUCAUUUCAACAAACAUGACCAAAGCUUGGUAUUGGUAACAGCUAAAGUUGAACGAACUGGUGUUUUAGUUUAUGGUUCACACAUUUCUAACAGAUUUAAUGGCAAAUUAGUAAAUAAAGCCAAAUUAUUUGUACCUAACCCCGAGACAACAGCAUUCGUGAUAACAGACAAUAGCAUUAUACUUACUGAUAUGGACUAUUCAUAUUUCCUGUCCAAAGGUACCAUACUGUAUUACAAAUCUCGAUGGGAGGACAUAAUCAAUAUCAAAAAUGAUAUAGAUAUUAUAGGGUUGGGUUAUGAAGAUAAAACCGUUGAUAACAAUCCUGCUGUGAUAUUAUUGACUUCUAAUUUUGGGGUAUUAAGAGUUGAAAGGUUCAAUAAUGGUAAGAUUGAAGAUUAUUCAUCUAAUCCUCAAACCUUAGUAAAAUCACACAUUGAACAAGCAAUUUUUUAUUCAAAUUCUAAAGCUGCUAUUGAUUUCAAUCUUUAUGAAAAUUUCAAUGAACAAAUUAUCAGUCUGGCCGUUGAGGAUAUCAUUUUCGAAGUUAUGAAUUCAACUUCUCAAUAUUUGCCAAAUUCUUUGCCUACUAUUAAAACAUUAUUAGACAAGAAGUAUCAAGUACUUGAAAACCUAGAUACUUUCAUAACAGAAAAUUAUAAUAUAAGUGAAUCCAUCAAACUCAAAAUCAUUUAUGGCUUGGAGAAAGUACAAUUUUCAAAUUUAUUCUAUAGUUUCCUUGACAAAAAUGAUGCAUUUGGAAAGGAUUCUAAAAUAAUCUUAUCCAGAAUUAUCACCAGUGAAUUUAAAGAAUUCACCGGUUCAAAAGAUAUCAUCAGAAAGUUUUUCAACGAGAAAAUCGAAUCUAUAAAUUACAUUUUCACUCAAUUCGUUAAUGUGGCCAUCGAACAAGAUUUGAAUUCUAUUUAUUUAUUGGAUCUUGUGACUACUUCACUUUAUGAUGGUGUUUUGAAUAUAGAUAUUCCUAAACUUGAGAACAUCAGAAGAAGAAAAUCAUGGAUCUUUGAAACCGAUGUAUUCUUCAAUAUCGAAAAAUAUUUCCAAACCAGAUUUUUCACUGAAAAUUCAUUCGUUCAUCCAAUAGAAGUAAGGAAGAAUAUUUCUAAAUUAUGCAAUGUAUUCUAUUAUUUCAUCAACCAAGCAAUUAAUUAUAUGAAUCUUGAAUCCAAUAAUGAUAUAAAAACCUACUCAAAAUGGUACAAUAUCAACAAAGUUAAAUGGAUUCAAAUAUUGUUAUCUAAUCAACUCAUCGAAGAAGCUAUCAUUUUAGUUGAACAAUACAAAGAUUUCAAUUCUUUGAGUAUUAUCUUGGAAGAUGAAAGGGAAAAGAUUAUCGAUACUUAUGGUUUGAAUUCAAUUCAAUAUGAUGAAAUCAUUGUUAAAUAUUAUGUUUAUUUUGAGAAAUAUCAUUAUGCAUUUGCUGAAUCGUUAUUCAACCAUUACAUCAAUCAUGAUAAUAUUCAAACUUUAUUGACUGGCUUCCCAAGAUAUAAACAUCUUUUAGAUCAAUUUUUAAUUUCUAAUCAAGAUAAAGUUUCAUCAGUUGCAUGGAUUAGUUACUUGAAUGAUGGUAAAUAUGCUCAAUCUUGUGAUGCACUUUUGAAUUCAGCUAGAUUAUUCAAUAAUGAAUCUCAAAGUAAUCAAGAAUUGAAGUACUCCUUAGCUAAAUUAUCAGCCAUUGCAUCAAAGAAUGAAGAUAAUGUUAAUUUAGAUGAAAAUUUAUUUACUAUUGAAACAAAGUUGAUAUUAAUUCGAAUUCAAAAAUCCUUAUAUCAAUAUGUUAAUGAAAUUUUCCCUAACGCCGAAGGUAAUGAAGAUCUUGUAUUCAAUAGCUUUGUCAAGAAUUUCUUGAAUCCUCGUAUUGAUGAUUCCACAUUACAUGCCAUUUUCAAACCCACUUUCAAAGAUUUCAUCAGUAACAAACAAUUAUCAGAAAAUGAAUUGAUCAAGUAUUUGACAUUUGUAAAACCAACUGCAAAAUUUGCUAACGGAUUUGCUAAUGCUUUCAAGAUAGCUUCGUUAUUCACCGAUGAAUCCGAUUAUAAAACCACUACAAAAAGCAUAUGGUGUAGAUUAUUAUCCAUCACCGAUGAUUGGGAAGAUAUAAUCAAAACAGAUAAAAAGACAGAUGAAUAUGUUAGAAGAAAAGUUCAGAAUUCUACAAUUCUCAAAACCAUCAAGUCCUUCAACGAUGACAAAGAAUUGUUGGUUUUGGAAGAAUUACUCACUGACGAAGAGGAUUAUUUCAAUGAUGAAAAUAUUCUCCUCUCCGAAUUAAAUAAAACAUACUUCAAUAUUGCUAGGAAAAAUAUUGAAAAAUAUAAUAUUUUAGAUUGGAUAAAAUCCAUUAGGAAUCAAGAUGAUUUAUAUAUAUAG
Molecule: messenger RNA, 3375 nt
Organism: Yamadazyma jaroonii
Lineage: Eukaryota; Fungi; Ascomycota; Pichiomycetes; Serinales; Debaryomycetaceae
Source: the annotation of a GenBank genome assembly